AGAGUGCUGUGCUAGCGCAUGCUCUCCUGUUCACAACUCGCCGCGAAUUUCUAGUUUGAGGAAAAAGACGUAGUUUAAUUUUUUUAUUUUCAUGGCUUGGUUCAAGGAAAAACAAAAUACAAGCUACAUUCGAAAUUUCUGUAGCAAUGUGCUGAAAUCUGGGGAAAUACCAAAACAUGUAGCGAUAAUAAUGGACGGAAAUCGCCGGUUCGCAAAGAAAGUGAAUUGCGAAAGAUCCAAAGGCCACGAAAAGGGCUUCGAAAAACUCACUGAGGUUCUCGAGUGGUGCUUCGAGCUUGGUAUACCAGAGGUCACAGUAUAUGCCUUUAGUAUAGAGAAUUUCAAGAGAUCUAAAGAUGAGGUUGAAUGCUUGAUGGAACUCGCAAAACAGAAAUUUGACCGUCUUCUGGAGGAAAGAGAUAUGAUUGAUAAACAUGGUGUUUGUGUGCGAGUUCUUGGGGACCUUUCUAUGUUACCUGAUGACCUACAACGAUCUAUAGCCAGAGCUGUUAACUUCUCUAAACACAACACAAGGCAUGUCCUUAAUGUGUGCAUGGCAUAUACAUCGCGACAUGAGAUCUGUGAAGCAAUAAAAACAAUGGCAAAAGCUGUAGAGGAUGGAGCAUUGAAACCCAUGGAUAUAAGUGAGAAUGUACUAGACCAGUGCCUGUACACUCAUCAAUCACCCGAGCCUGAUCUGCUGAUCCGUACGUCAGGAGAAGUUCGUUUCAGUGACUUUCUACUGUGGCAGUGCUCCUAUACAAGUCUCUCGUUUCUAAAAGUGCUCUGGCCAGAAUUCUCUGUUUGGAAUUUUUACUCAGCGAUAUUAUCCUACCAGUGGAACUUCACUGCCAUACAGAAAAUACGACAAGAUGCACAAAAAGAUAAAAUUCAUAAAGAAAUGGAAGCCGAUUUAGAAGUGGUUUUAAAUGAACUCCGAGCUGAAAAUGUGUGUGUAUCAAAUGGUUCAUCAUCAUCUAAUGGAAGUGGGUCACACUAUGAAGAACUGAUGAGGAAACCAGCUCUGAAAGCCCGCGUGGAGAAAUACCAGGACAAGAAAAGGGAAAGAAUAGAAAGAUUUCUAAGUGGGCUGGACGAGCUACGAACUGACUACUUGCACAGAAUGUGCACAGUGCAGAAUUGAUAGACAUAUUUUAACUAUAAUUAUAUUAGACAGAAUCAUUUAAACGAAACAGAAAUGGGAUUGAUAAUUUAUUAGCAUUUUUGCACUUUUUUGGUGUUUUGGGUUUUUGACUUGGAGUAUACAGUAAUUAUUUUUGUAUGAAAAUAGAACUAAAUUUUUAUUUGUGGUAUCGA
Messenger RNA from Nematostella vectensis (starlet sea anemone), 1317 nucleotides. Its product is annotated as dehydrodolichyl diphosphate synthase complex subunit DHDDS. Gene Ontology annotation, biological process: polyprenol biosynthetic process. Lineage: Eukaryota; Metazoa; Cnidaria; Anthozoa; Actiniaria; Edwardsiidae. Bases 92 to 1144 code for a protein of 350 amino acids. Gene Ontology annotation, cellular component: endoplasmic reticulum; dehydrodolichyl diphosphate synthase complex. The record is from RefSeq and is a predicted model, not a curated record. Gene Ontology annotation, molecular function: ditrans,polycis-polyprenyl diphosphate synthase [(2E,6E)-farnesyl diphosphate specific] activity. The transcript has 7 exons.